Kockovaella imperatae is the source of this 1277-nucleotide messenger RNA. RefSeq lists its product as hypothetical. Gene Ontology annotation, molecular function: mRNA binding; metal ion binding. The transcript has 12 exons. Lineage: Eukaryota; Fungi; Basidiomycota; Tremellomycetes; Tremellales; Cuniculitremaceae. Gene Ontology annotation, cellular component: cytosol. Bases 135 to 1178 code for a protein of 347 amino acids. Gene Ontology annotation, biological process: cytoplasmic translation. The record is from RefSeq and is a predicted model, not a curated record.
CACAACUAUUCACUUGAAUUGAUCGAGAGGGCGUUUAGAGCAUAGUCUGCAAGAAGGUCGGCGAGGUAGUAAGGAGGGCUGAGAAAGAAGGAGACAAUUGUCAGAAGAAACGGAUUCAUUCUUGACUGCCCAACAUGCCACCCAAAGUCAAAGAUGACAAGACUUUUGGCAUGAAGAAUAAGAAGGGGGCAAAGGUGCAAAAAUACAUCGCAACCGUAGAGAAACAAGCGAGCGCAUCGGGAAAGAAUAAGCAGGAUAUCGCCAAAGAGAAGGAGAAGCAGGCGAGGGUAGAGGCUAAGAAGGCAGAGGAAGCGAAGAAGAAGCUUGAUGCGGAGUUAUUCCGAACCGCUAUUCAGGUGCAGAAAGUCCCAUUCGGAACGGAUCCGAAAACUGUCUUGUGUGCCUAUUUCAAAGCUGGGUACUGCGAGAAGGGCAAUAAGUGCAAAUUCUCUCAUGAUCGCAAUGUGGAGCGAAAGGUCGAGAAGGUGAACAUCUACGAAGAUGCGAGAGAUAAAGAUGCGGACAAGAAAGAAGAUCUGAUGGAGAAUUGGGACGAGGAUAAAUUAAGAAAGGUCGUCAACCAGAAUUCCAUGAAACAGAAGAUGACGACAGAUAUCGUUUGCAAGUACUUUGUCCAGGCAAUCGAGGACAAGAAAUAUGGGUGGUUUUGGGAAUGCCCGAAUGGGGGAGAUAAAUGCCAUUACAGGCACGCUCUGCCACCAGGAUUUGUUCUGAAAUCAGAGAGGAAGGCUAAGGAAGAGCUAGACAAGAAGAAUGAGAUUUCUUUGGAAGACUUCUUAGAAGUGGAGCGACAUAAGCUCAAACCACCACUCACACCGGUCACAGCGGAGUCGUUCGCUCUAUGGAAGAAGAACAGAUUAGAAAAGAAGCAAGCUGAACAGGAGGCUAUGGAGAAGGCAAAGGCCGUCCAAAGAGCUGCUGGAAAGCUGACAGGAAUGACGGGUCGAGACAUGUUCACGUUUGGAGGCGAGAUAUACGAAGACGAGGACGAGGGCGAUGAGGAUUGGGAUAUCUCGAGAAUGUUGGCGAGAUAUAGAGAGGAAGACGAGCGGCCAGAGGAUGAGAACCAGCCGAAUGAGGGGAUUCGCGGGGACGAUGAGGACGAGGCGGAGGAGGCGGCUAAUGGAGUUGACAAAUUAUCAGUCAAGGGGGAUUGAGAGCUCGGCAGUCAAUCCAUCGUCUUCUUGCUCCCUUGUUGCAUUGAGCAUAGUCUCACCAUAUCAUACUGUAUCAUGCAUCUCACAUCGAGUCCUUCA